Messenger RNA from Verruconis gallopava, 3582 nucleotides. RefSeq lists its product as uncharacterized. The coding region runs from base 269 to 3439 and encodes 1056 amino acids. NCBI's taxonomy places the organism in Eukaryota, Fungi, Ascomycota, Dothideomycetes, Venturiales, Sympoventuriaceae. The transcript has 2 exons. The record is from RefSeq and is a predicted model, not a curated record. Gene Ontology annotation, molecular function: metal ion binding.
GGCUAGCGGACGAAGCCGAAACUCGCCUGAGUCAACACGUAUGCAAGAUCUUUGCGUAGUGCCUUCAUCCAUACAGUCUCUCAGUGCGCCUCAGGUCCCGUGGCAAAGACACUGUAAGCUGUAGUCGUGGCCAAGGUUAUCCAAGAACGACAAAACAAGCCCAAACUGUUGCUCGUUUCCCUUACAUAUUCUUCGCUCUUCUCCUGUCUGGUCUGCUAUCCAUCUCAAACGCUUACAUUUCUGGAGUUUUUUCCUCCUUUUCGCAAAGAUGCCUUCGUCAGACGUGCCAAAGUCUCAUUUCAAGAAGAUUCAAAAUUUCAAGUUAGAUUACGCUGUCGCCGAGUUGACACAGUACGAGUCCCUGAGAACUGGCCUGAGAGUGGCAGUCGUGGACAGGGAGUCUCCCAAGGUUGCCGGGUACUUUGCCUUUGCUACUGAGAUUCACGAUGAUUCCGGCGCGCCACACACACUGGAACACCUGGUCUUUAUGGGUUCAAAAAACUAUAAGUACAAAGGCGUUCUGGAUAGACUUGCGACUCGAGCCUACUCGUUUACGAAUGCCUGGACUGGGACUGAUCAGACCGUCUACACGUUGGAUACUGCAGGCUGGGCUGGCUUUGCACAAAUUUUACCUGUGUAUUUGGAACACUGCUUAGUCCCUACCUUGACAGACUAUGCAUGCUACACUGAGGUUCACCAUGUUGACGGAUCGGGUCAUGAUGCUGGAGUGGUUUACUCAGAGAUGCAAGGCGUCCAGAACACUCAAUCCGAACUCAUGGAGCUACAGGCGAAGAGAUUGCUCUAUCCUGAAGGUGAUGGUUUUCGCUAUGAAACUGGAGGUAUGAUGGAGGCCCUCCGUGUUUUGACCGCAGAUCGUAUAAGGGAGUUUCAUAAAGAGAUGUACCAGCCAAAAAACAUGCGUGUGAUCCUCAUUGGGCCAGUCGACCACCAAGAACUACUGCAAAUUCUGGACGAGUUUGAAGAUAGCAUUCUGGAUGAUGUUCCCCCAGUGCACGCCCCAUUUAAACGGCCGUGGGUAGACUCAAAGCGGACGCCUGCAAUCGAAGAGAGCGUGGUGAGCGUUGUUGAAUUUCCUGAAGAGGAUGAAUCGUGUGGCGAGAUUUCGAUAGCAUUCUUUGGACCGGACUGCAAUGAUGUCCUGGAAUCUACUGCACUGAACGUGCUCCUCACCUACUUGGCUGGUUCAUCUGUUUCGGUCUUGGAGAACACUUUAGUGGAGAGAGAGGAACUUGCAAGUGCUGUCUAUUACUAUACCGAAUGUCGACCAAACUACGUGAUAUGGUUCAAUUUGUCUGCCGUUGCCACAGAACGUUUGCAAGAAGUUCACGACCGAUUUUUCGAGGUUUUGAAGGAAACAGCAUCAUCUCCAAUCGAUAUGCAGUACAUGCAAGACUGCUUGGCCAGAUAUCGGCGACAAGUUAUCUAUGCGACAGAAACAUCUAACACAGUCUUCAAUGACCCAAUCAUAGAGGACCAUCUGUAUGGAAACCGCGAUGGAAGCGAUCUUGAAGCUGCAGUGCGAACAUUGAAAGAAUUUGACCUUCUCGAACAAUGGUCUGAUCAGCAGUGGCGAGAUUAUUUAUCCAAGUAUAUUUCAAAUAACAAGCACGUUAGUAUUCUGGGUGUUCCAUCAGCAAAGCUCUCGGAAAAGCUGAAAUCGGAUGAAAAAGCUCGUGUAAAGGCGCAACAGGACAGGCUUGGUGAAGAAGGUUUAAAGAAAUUGGCCAUAAAACUGGAGGAGGCGAAGGCGGAGAAUGACCGACCAAUACCUGACGAGAUCCUUGAUAGCUUCAAAAUUCCAGGCACCGAAUCUAUCAAAUUUAUAUCUUCGAUAACUGCGAGGUCGGGUUUAGCGAAGCAGAUGGGACAUCUGGACAACGAGAUCCAGAAGAUCGUAGACGAGGACGGCGCAAACGAUUUUCCACUUUUUAUUCACUUUGAACACAUUCAGACGAACUUUGUUCACCUCAGUCUGAUUCUCAACACUAGCGUGGUUCCGCUCAAGCUGAAGCCGCUACUUUCAAUGUAUCUCAUGAAUUUCUUUUCUACCCCAAUUGAAAAGAAUGGAAAACGCAUGGAGUUUGAACAGGUAGUCAUGGCUUUAGAGAAGGAUACCAUCACCUACACAAUCGAAAAUGGGCGAGCACUGGGUAACUCUGAAUUACUUUGCAUAAAGCUUGUUGUGCAACCAGACAAGUUCACGGUAGCGGUUCAAUGGCUAAAGGACUUACUAUUCUACAGCAUCUUCGACGCAAACAGGUUGAAGCCAACGUUGUCAAAAAUGCUUGCAGACAUACCUGACGAGAAACGCAACGGAAAUGACAUGGUAAAUGCAGUUGAUGCCAUGGUGCAUUUUGCGCCCACCUCGAGCUCGAGAGCCCAAUGUACUCUCGUGAAGGCUUUAUACCUCAAACGUAUUGCACGAUUACUUAAGUCAGAACCAAGUACAGUGAUCACCAUGCUGGAAGACCUCAGAAAGUCUCUACUUACAUUUUCAAACAUGCGCAUUUUAUGUGUUGCAGAUUGGCAUAAAGUUGCGAAUCCGGUAUCGACGUGGCAGCCACUCGUCGCAGGCUUGAAUACGAAGGAGACUUUGCUGCCACUAGAUUCACGUGGAAGCGUUCUGAGUCCAGCAGCCCAAGAUCCCGGGAGCUUGAAUUACAUCGUCCCAAUGCCAACUAUUGACUCCUCAUUCGGACUGUUCACAGCCAAAGGCUUGAACUCCUACCAGCACCCGAAACUGCCUGCACUCAUGGUUGCGAUGUCCUACCUUGAUGCUGUGGAAGGGCCUUUGUGGGUAGCAGUGCGUGGGACUGGCCUCGCAUAUGGUACGAAUUUCAGCCGUUCAACUGAUACUGGACUCGUCGGCUUCAGCAUUUACCGUUCUCCAAAUGCAUUUGAGGCAUAUAAAGCCGCCCACCAAGUCAUUGAAGACUUCGCAUCAGGGAAGCGCGAUUUUGAAAAAUUCGAACUACAAGGCGCAAUAAGCAGCAUAGUUGUUGCAUUUGCAGAUGAGCAGCCAACAGCCAUAAAUGCCGCGGCAGUUGGUUUUGUGAAUCAGGUUGUGAAGGGAAUACCAAAAGACUGGGGAAGUCAUAUCCUGAAGCAAGUCAAGGCUGUAACAAAAGAGCAGCUUCGAGAGGUAAUGAAUGAAAUCAUUUUACCGAUCUUUGAACCUGGGAAGACAGAUUUUGUAAUUACCUGUGCUACAAUCAUGGAAGAGUCUUUAAUGAGAAAUUUCUCUGAUAUUGGAUUCAAGCCACAGUCGAGAACUCUAGCCAGCUUUCAGGAUGACUAUGGUCUCCAGGCACUCGAUGGAGAGGACGACAUGGAGGCUGAUGAGGACGAGGACGAGGAAGAGGGUGAUGAUGAGGAUAGCGAAACAGAGAGAGAAGAAGAUGAGGAAGAAGGAAACUAGGAAACCGCGAAGACGCCGCAUUGUAAGCUCGUCGUAUUUAAAUGAAACAAGAACGUUCGAUUCGAAAGACGACAAGAAAGGCGGAUAAGAAACUUAGCUAGAUAGAUGUAGAGAAGUUUAAAGAAGGUUCGUGUUCAUGAAGA